CUCCCCAUUUGCAAGAAGAGCUCAGACACAAGCUGUGCUUCUGCCUGUUGCUCAUCUGGUCUUUCGUAUAUAUAUACACACACACACACACACGCAUUUGCUGCAUCUGAAUACCAGUUACUGAGUCCACAGGAAAUCUACAGCCAUGGCAGGAAAAGCCCACAGGUUGAGCACUGACGAGAGGGAGCAACUGUUGCCAAACCUGAAAGCUGUAGGGUGGAAUGAGGUGGAAGGGAGAGAUGCCAUCUUCAAAGAGUUCCAUUUCAAGGACUUCAGUCGGGCCUUUGGGUUCAUGACCAGAGUAGCUUUGCAGGCAGAAAAACUGGACCACCACCCUGAAUGGUUCAACGUUUACAGCAAGGUUCACAUUAUCCUGAGCACACACGAGUGUGCAGGCUUAUCCGAGCGGGAUAUCAAUUUGGCCAGUUUCAUAGAGCAAGUUGCAGCUUCUCUGUCUUGAACGAGGCUGGGAGUAUAUAAGCCUGAAUUGGCUAAGCAGCCACCAUCUCCUCUCUCAUUCUUAAAACUGUAGUUAGAACCAUUUGCUGGUUCCAAGCAGUUCCUGAUCCAAGCAGAAGACAAUGCUAUGCUCAGCUCCUCUUCCUCCACAGCUCAAAGUUUCAGAGGGAAUAAACUGCCCUAGCGUAAAAAUACUUUCUACUUCUCAGUUACCAGGAGGACAGUUGCCUUCUUUUUUAGUCCAGUGAGUACCAGUGUAAAAUUGGUUGACCUCGGGCACUUUUGGCAUAUCUGGCCUUUAGCAGAAGAAAGUAAUAUUAUACAACUGUCAGUGCAAGCAGCUUGAGUCUAUCGUAAUCCCAGACAGUUGUGUUGCUUCUUUGUUUACAAUUUAAUCUAAGUUGCUUCUUACUUUACAAUUAUACUGUUUUGUCUACAGUGAAGCCUAUGUCCCCUGGUCUCGUCUGUUAGCAGAUCAGUAUCUAAUGUGCAGUUUGGUUACAUUUGUAAGCUUUGUUCAAGUAGUAUUAUAGCAGGUAUGUGGGGUUACCUGGGUUGCAACUGGCCAUAUUACAGAGAUGGGAGCCAGGAAUGUCAGCUGAAAAUAUAAGUGUUUGCAAUAAAGUUCUCAUAACAUACCAGUUGUCAGUCUGAAGGGACCAUUCACUGCAUAAGUUUGACUGAACAAACUAAGUUGAAAAAACUAAGCAAGUUAUUCAUAUUUACUCUCUCCUCCUAUUCCCCAUAUAAUUCACUCCACAUGUCUCCAGGUCAUUGCAGGGGGAAGCCUUCCUGAGGCAUAAAUAACUUCUGGAGCAGUUGCAUGUGCCUCAAAGUGAAGUGCUCAAAAAAACUACAAAAAACAGGCUCCAGAGGGGGACAUCCAUGAAAUGGAGCUGGUAAAGCUAGUAGUAAUAAAUAUCUAACCAUUCUAAAUAGGGAAAGGUAGCUUUGGCUCACAGGGUUUGAAGAGUCAGUAUUCAAGAUUGUACUGUAGGUGGGAUAGGACUUUGAAAAACAGGAGAACAUGUAGAAGAGCAUAGUGCAGUGUUAAGUAAAAAGGCACUCUACCUUUAGGCCAAAGUGGGAUGAAACCAGUUUGACUCUAAGGGUAUGUCUUCACAGCAAUUAAAUCCCAUGGCUGGCCUGGCUCACCUGACUCAGGCUGCAGGGCUGCAAAACUGCUGUGCAGACAUUUGCGUUCAGGUGCUGCUGCCCAAGCUUUGGGGCCCGGUGAGUGGGGGAAGAGUCUUUUAUUCCAGCAUAGACUUCCCCUAAAACAGAGAUGGCCAAACUACGGCCCAUGGGACCGUCCUGCCUGGCCCCUGAGCUCCUGGCCGGGGAGCUAGCCCCCAGCCCCUCUCUCCCCUGCAGUCAUGCCACCGCACGGGCAGCACGGCUUACGCUCGCCCACCUCUCAGGCUUUCUAGUAAGCCUGUCCUGCCACUCUGAGUGGCAUGGUAAGGGGGCGGGGGAAAGGGGAGGGUUGGAUAAGCGGGUGGAGGCGGUCAGGAGACAGGGAGUGGGGGGGUUGGAUCCCAGGGGUGGGCAGUUAAGAACAGGUGUCUGGGGAGAACGUGGCCAGGGGACAAGGAGUGGGGGUGGUUGGAUGGGUCGCAAGUUCUGAGGCGGGCAGUCAUGGGGUGGGAAGUGGGAUGGGGUGGGGGCCAGGCUGUUUGUGGAGGUGCAGCCUGCCCUAUCUGGCCCUCCAUACUGGUUUUGAAACCCCCACUGUGACUCUCGCACCAAAAAAAAGUUUGCCCACUCCUGCCCUAGAAGGCUAUUUUGGCACUGUAGGACCGUCACCUCUCAUGGAUGCAAUAAUAUGGGUAUCUGAUGUUGUCAAGGCCAAACUACAAGACCAAAAUUCUGAAGAGGAGCUCUACAAGUGGCUGACUCAGGUCUAACCCUUAUAUUUGUCUAACGCCAGACUUCACUAUAGAAAAUCCACUGCUCCUUAAUAUAGCCUUCCUUUUAAUACUCAUAAACACCACCCGUGAAGAGCAAUGAGAGUCAAUGCCCUUAUCUCGGCAGCAGGAAGAAAAGCAGUUGCAAAGCUGUAAUUCACCAUUAAUGAACAGAAAACCACACCGAAUGCACAAGCCAGGAGCAGUGGCCUAGGCUAUGAAUCAGCGCUGAAAGGAAAAAAACAAAAAAAAAAAAAAAAGACACCUCCCUGCAAAAUCAUGGCGGGAUCAC
Messenger RNA from Dermochelys coriacea (leatherback sea turtle), 2658 nucleotides. It is a transcript of the gene PCBD1, whose product is annotated as pterin-4 alpha-carbinolamine dehydratase 1. Gene Ontology annotation, biological process: tetrahydrobiopterin biosynthetic process. The record is from RefSeq and is a predicted model, not a curated record. Gene Ontology annotation, molecular function: 4-alpha-hydroxytetrahydrobiopterin dehydratase activity. Lineage: Eukaryota; Metazoa; Chordata; Testudines; Dermochelyidae. Bases 146 to 460 code for a protein of 104 amino acids. The transcript is spliced from 4 exons.